Anolis sagrei ordinatus is the source of this 922-nucleotide messenger RNA. Lineage: Eukaryota; Metazoa; Chordata; Lepidosauria; Squamata; Anolidae. The record is from RefSeq and is a predicted model, not a curated record.
AUGUCCGGCGUUGAAUUUGCUGCUGGCUGGGUUUCGGGAGCUGCGGGGCUGAUUCUGGGCCACCCCAUCGACACAGUCAAGGUGCGUUUGCAAACGCAGGCCGGCUACCAGAACAUCCUGGACUGUGUGGUGAAGACCUACCGCCAUGAAACGUUCCGGGGCUUCUUCAAAGGGAUGAGCUUCCCGUUGCUCACCGUGGCCGCUGUCAACUCUGUCAUGUUUGGGGUGUACAGCAAUGCCCUCUUUUACCUCUCCGGCACCCCGCUUCUCGACCGCCACUCCAACCCCCCCAGCUAUCUCCAUAUCUUUAUGGCAGGUGGCAUCUCUGGCAUAGCACAGGCUUUGGUCUUGGCCCCGGUGGAUCUCGUCAAAGUCCGGCUCCAGAACCAGACCCACUUCCACGGCUCCAAAGCGGUCCAGCCGCGUUACCGGGGUCCGGUCCACUGCUCCGCCUGCAUCCUCCACGAAGAAGGCUUCCGAGGCUUGUUCCGGGGUGGAAUGGCGCUCAUCCUGCGUGACACUCCGACCCUGGCGGCCUACUUUACCACCUAUAUGGCAUUGUGCCGGGGGAUGACCACUGAAGGCCAGGAGCCAGGUCCUGUAGUGGUCCUGGUCGCCGGCGGCUUUGCGGGUACCGUCUCCUGGGCGCUGGCCACCCCGAUGGACGUGGUCAAGGCCCGCUUGCAGAUGGACGGAGUCAAGCGGGUGGAAUACCGGGGGAUCAUGGACUGCUUCCUCACCAGCUUCCGGAGGGAAGGGGCCCGGGUUUUCCUUCGGGGCCUCUCCCUCAACAGCCUCCGGGCUUUUCCCGUCAAUGCCGUGACCUUCCUGACCUAUGAGAACCUCCUCAAACUCCUCCGUUAACGUGGGGGUGUGUCUACACUGCAGAGUUAACACAGUUUAGUACCAAUUCCACUGCCAA